UUUGCUGUACAAUAUCAUUUCAUUUUUUUAAGAAAACAAGUAGAUGAUCAAAUGAAAGGAAAGGAACAAAACAUUAGCACAUUCAGAUAUUUUAGGCUCAGACUUGCUACGCAUUGGCAACAUUUCAAGAAAGGGGUGUCCUCAGCGAUUCAGGACAACGAGCUAUGGAGCGGGCCACUGAAACACAUACAAGGAAAAUUUGGAACUGGCGUUCUGUCGUAUUUUGUCUUCUUGCGCUGGUUGUUUCUGCUGAACGUCAUGAUUUUCUUCCUCGUGUUAUUUUUCAUCUUCAUUCCACAAAUUAUUUAUCGUCCCAGUCUAAAGUACGCCAACCUCACGAGUUUUCAUGGCUAUGAUCUCUUGGAUGGUGGAGGAUGGUUCAAUGACACGGAGUUGUACUAUGGUGUUUAUACAAGCGAGACUAUAUCCAUAUCAGAGGGUUAUAGCUACCAGAUGCCUUUGGCGUACCUACUAACCUGUGGAGUUUACCUUCUACUGUGUCUAAUCAUAUUAGUUUCGAGCAUGACAAGUUUGUACGAAAAGAACUACCUUCAAGGCGGGGAAACAAGUUGUGCUCUGACUAAGAAGAUAUUUGCGGCAUGGGAUUACAGCGUAAUUGAUAGAGAAGCUUGUCUUAUUAAGCAGCAGAGCAUCGCAACAGACAUUCAGGAAUGUUUAGCCGAAAGCAAAGACAGGCGAGUCCUCAGUCGUGGCGAUUUAUUUCAACUGAUAUGUUUGAGGAUUGUGACAAACUUCAUAAGUCUUGCUCUAAUUGCUUGCGCUACCUACCUUAUUGUAGAGGUCGUUGCAGGAUAUCCAGUCGAGGAAGACACGACUGUGUUUCAAGAGCUACUCAUGCCAUUGUUGGUUUCAUUUUUGAACCUGCUUCUGCCAGGAAUGUUUCGUAUUAUCGCUAGUUUUGAAAAUUACGCCGACGGAGCUACGGUAGUGAAGGCGUCUCUUGCAAGGACAGUGAUUUUAAAGUUGUGCACAUUGGCUGGAAUCUUUGUGUCUCUCUACCGAGACAUCAAUUGUACUACCGAAGGAACCUCUAGUAAUAACUGCAGGAUUAUCGGAUGUUGGGAAAAUUACGUUGGUCAGACAUUUUAUCGUCUGGUUUGGGUGGAUUUCGCUUUUAUAUUGCUUGCGACUUUCUUUGGAGAGUUCGUCAGGAGAUUGUUAACCACUCACGUCAAAUGGUGGGAGAGACAUAUUGGUAAUCCUGGUUUUGAUAUCUCACGAAAUGUUCUUGAUCUUAUCUACGCUCAAUGUUUAUGUUGGUUCGGGACCUUCUUCAGUCCAUUGUUAUCAUUCAUCUGUCUCUUCAAGCUCUUGGUUUUGUUUUAUGUAAAGAAGACCAGUGCGUUGCGGAAUUGCAGGCCAAGUGUCCGGCCUUUUCUCGCGUCAAAAAUGAACUUCUUAUUCCUAAUAUUACUUGGUAUUUCUUAUGCUCUAAUUCUGGUUGUGUUUGGAUACGCUAUCACGUCAGGAGGGCGACUAAGUCCAUCUGAUUGCGGUCCAUUUAUUGGCAAAAGCACAGUUUAUCAAGUGAUUUUGGACAGUAUCGAAACCUUUCCUCGCGUUUUAAAAGAGAUUAUUCGCACAAUCGCUUCCCCUAGUGUCAUCGCUCUAAUAUUCGUUGUUAUUGGUGUUUUCAUUUAUUACUACAAACUUCUGAAAUCAUCAAAUGAAACGAAAAUGAAGUUAUUGCGGCAACAGAUUAUUCUGACUGGAAAGGAUAAGUUAUAUCUGAUGAAACAAAUAAACCAGAACAGACGAAAUUUGGAGGUGGAGCAAUAAGGAUGAAAAUAAAUGCAAUCAGGACGAGGUACCAGGGACCAUUCGUAGGAACUUUAGCAUAAAAUAUCAAGUUUGUUGAUCUGUGAGACCUUACACGCCAAUCAUUUUCUUCAGGACAAGUUUCGUUCUCAAACUGAAUUUUUGUAUACGAUCAAUUUUGAUUUAUACCUGACGCCGUAAUUAUAUAAUUAUGAUAUAUAACAAUUUAUAAUUAUAUAAUUUUUUGUAUGAUAGACUUAGAUUGUUCGUAUUAACUAAUAAUAAUCAAUUUUGUCAUGUAUAUUUUGAAAUUGUGUUUAAUAUAGAACUUGUA
This is a messenger RNA of Dendronephthya gigantea, 2113 nucleotides long. Its product is annotated as transmembrane channel-like protein 7. Bases 52 to 1800 code for a protein of 582 amino acids. The transcript is spliced from 15 exons. Gene Ontology annotation, cellular component: plasma membrane. NCBI's taxonomy places the organism in Eukaryota, Metazoa, Cnidaria, Anthozoa, Malacalcyonacea, Nephtheidae. The record is from RefSeq and is a predicted model, not a curated record. Gene Ontology annotation, molecular function: mechanosensitive monoatomic ion channel activity.